Molecule: messenger RNA, 3086 nt
Organism: Mercenaria mercenaria
Lineage: Eukaryota; Metazoa; Mollusca; Bivalvia; Venerida; Veneridae
Exons: 4
Coding region: 99-2783 (894 amino acids)
Source: RefSeq, a predicted model, not a curated record
UAUUAAUUGAUAUAAGUUACUGAAUAUGACAUUUAUCGAAAAUAUAUUGUAAAGUUAUGGAAAGUAAUAAGUUGGGUGUUAUCUAAAUAAGAGGUAUAAUGGCAAGAAUGGUUGUAACAAAUCUGCUUUUGCUGAUUGCCUUGGUAACAAUUGUCCAUAGCUUCCCUCGUACUACAUCAAACGGUCGGAGUCCACUGGAUUCUGUUGAUGUUGUUGUCGAGGAUGAUACAAUUGAGGAAAGGCUGCAAGGUGGAAAUAAGGCAGUAACCGAGUUAUUCAUGGAGAAAAACUACCAUACAGAGAAAUCGCUCCGGUCAGAUUUGCUUUCCACGUGGAUUUCAAAAGGACACUUACGUGACUCUCAUCCCUUACAUAGACAAAGAAGACAAAUAAGUUCUACUCGACUGAAACGUCUUUUAGCAACAAAAAAAGGGAAAAAAUGGGCUAAAAAGCUAUCGAAAAGGAAAAAUCUUCCCAUAAUGUUAGCACUUAUAAAAAGGAGAAAGAAAUUACGUGAAAGAAAACUAAAGGAAGCUGAAAGGUCAAAAGAGAAUAAAGUCAACGAGACAAAAAUAGCAAGUGUCGUGCCUGUUUCGUCAGAAAAAGAGAAUACUAAGAAUACUCCAGGCUCAAAUAAUGAAAUAAAUCUCACAGUUCAAGUUGAUUUGCACAAUCCCAAUGAACAGAAUGAAAGCAUCCCUAAUGGAAAUGAUAACGGUAUAUCUGUUCCAUCUCUACAAGGAAUGCAUAGAAGUUAUCCAUUUGCCUCUCCAAGAGUUCAAGUUCCGCAAGGUCCAAACAAUGUUUUUGGAGUUUCACCACAAAUGAAUAGUCCAUAUCAGAGAGGCAUAGUGCCAGACAUCUACAGAGGUCCGAAUAGCGAAUAUCAAAGAAGUUAUCCGGGAUUGACGGGCAUGCUGUCAGGUCAAAAGGUCAUGCAGAACAGGGCUUUUCUAGGCCCGUCUUUCUCCGACCCGAGAUUUAAUUCAGUUCCUCGUGACAAAUAUUACCAGAAUGGACCACAAACAUUAGAUAAUCAGCGUGCAUCUUAUCCAGAAGAAAAUAUAUUGUCGGAAAACAUCCCUAACACUCAAAAGACCAUUGAGAACAACAGCUUCCGUGCGCGUAGUAAUGAAAAAUUAUCAGAUAAUUUUUUAUCUCCCUCUAACAAUUUUCCUGUCGGGAGUCAACGUAACAAGGUAAAUGCGGACGCUUCUUCUAACCGAGUGGACCUUCAGACAGAAAAAAGUGUGAACAGUGCAACCGAGAUUAAAGACACGACCGACGAGAACAACGGAAAGAACGAAUUGGUGAACUUGUUAAAAGAUAUCAAAUCUUUAGUGAAUAAUAUAAAGCCACAAUCGGUAAAUGAUGCCGAUACACAAUUGGCUAGCGAUACAUUAUUGGCUAAAAAGAAUAUAAACGAGAAUAUGGAUACGCAAAUAUCAAAGACAAAAUCAGUCUCUAAUGACUCCACUGACAUAGAAGACAAUGAAGUAGUUUCUUCACCAAAAGAAAUUAUUCAUGGGAAAGAGACAGAAGCACGGCUAGAAAACAAUAAGAUAUCUUCGCCUAGAGUACGAAACCUAUCACAACAACAUAAGCAAAGAGGUGACAGUGGAAAAGGCAACUUGCUGAAAAAUAAAAGCCAAAAAUCUUAUCUUGACAGGGAAAGUGAUAAAGAAAAGAAGUCAUUAUUAACAACUGGUUGGAAGGAAGCUGAGUCCAUUAAAAACAUCAAGGGAGAAUUAAGACAAGAAAAGAAAUUAGUCGAAGCUUCCGAAUUAGCGGCUGAAAAUCCAAGUAUUUCAAGUAAAGUUAUCAAAGACCCCGAUGCCAUGUAUAAAGAAAAACUUUCAAGUCUUACAAGUGAUGAUUUUAUCGAAAUAUUACAAAAUCUGAAAUUGAUAUCCAAGAGAGAAAAGAAACUAAUUCGUAGAGUUUCAGCAAAAUGGAAAAAGAACAACAAUAUACAAAUGGUAUUUAAAGAGCUUAUGCGGCGACGGUACUUCAGAAAUGCUGUCAAUAGCCUGGUAGAAGAGGCGGGUAUGUCUAACACGAAUGAACAUUCUAAUCAAAACCUGAUCAUCGCACUGCUUAAAGCGGAAGAUCAGCAAUCGAAAAAUUACGAUAAUGAAAAUGCAUCAGACAGAGCAAAAACAAAGAUAAAUGUAAAUUCUAUUCCAAUUAUCGGCAUCUUUCCUGAGCCUAAAAAUCAACCCAACAAUAUUGUCCCUGGUGGUAAAAGUAAUCCGGAUAGUAUUUCCUUUGACGGCGUGAACCAGCCUGACAAUAUCGUCCCUGAUCAGGAAAAUGUGAAUAAACAUCAGCCCGACAACAUAUUGGCUGGCCUAGGAAAUCAGUCUGACAACAAGUUGACAAACGAUGAAUAUAAGCCCAAGAACACAUUCGUAAAUAAAGAACACCUACAGGAAAACAUAUUCUCUGAAGACGAAAAUCAACUGGACAGUACAUCCUCUGAGCGCAAGAAUCAGCUCAACAGCAUCUUUUCUAACAAAGAAUACGAGCCAAUUAAUGUUUUCCCUGACCAAGGAAUUCAGGCUGACAGCUCUGGGAGCGUUGGUAUGAACGACAACACCUCCGAUCAAGAACAUGCACUCGGCAACAUGAUUUCUGAUAACGAACAUCAAGACGAAAACAUGUUCUCUGAUCAAGAAAAUCAGUUUGACAGCACCAACUUUGACAGCGACAGUCUGAGGGGCAACACCAUAUCUAAUCACGUUCAUCAACACGACAACUUGUUCUCUGACCACGAACAUUAGUCCGCCUGAGAAGGCAUUCUCUUUUUGUUUGAAAUAAUCUGGACUGAGCAAAUCAUUCAGAAGGUUUCAAAACAAUGUGGACAAUGACAAAAUACAUAUUCACAGGUGUUCUUAUAGACUUAAUCAGAGUAUUUUAUUUACCAAUAAAUAUUCUAUAAAAUACGGCUUUUAUUUCACAAAUGAAAACGGAAUGACAGAAAUCUAAAUCCGUAUUGCACUAGGUAGAAAUUCGAGUGCGUACCAUGCCUUUGGAAGACUUUCAUAAGUAUUCAUGAUCCGGUAAAUAAAUAUUUCUAUGUUUAA